This is a messenger RNA of Nipponia nippon (crested ibis), 1231 nucleotides long. Its product is annotated as acyl-coenzyme A thioesterase 1-like. The record is from RefSeq and is a predicted model, not a curated record. Gene Ontology annotation, biological process: acyl-CoA metabolic process; fatty acid metabolic process. Gene Ontology annotation, molecular function: fatty acyl-CoA hydrolase activity. Lineage: Eukaryota; Metazoa; Chordata; Aves; Pelecaniformes; Threskiornithidae.
GUGGACCCCGGGGGGCUUUUGGGGAGCCUCGCCCCCGCCGGCAUGGAGAGGCCGUACCAGCGGCUCGUUCCCCGCAGCACCGGCACCCCGAUGAAGGUGGAGAUGUUGGUCCACCAGGGCCACAGCCAGUCCAGUGCCAUCCCAGGGCCGGUGGUGGCCAAGGCCGAGGUGGAGAGGUGGUUCACGGCCCCGGGCGUGCGGAGGAUCCGGCUGAAGGAGGGAGGCGUACGGGGCUCCCUCUUCCUGCCGCCGGGGGAUGGCCCUUUUCCAGGAGUGAUUGACAUGUACGGUGAUGAAGGAGGUUUGAUUGAAUUUAGAUCCAGUCUCCUGGCUACCCGUGGUUUUGCUGCACUUUCUCUGCCAUAUUUUGACUUUGAAGAUCUGCCUAAGGUCAUGAAAGAAUUCAAACUCGAGUACUUUGAGGAGGCAGCUAGAUUCCUACAGCGUCACCCGAAGGUGAAGGGACCAGGAGUUGGAGUGAUUGGGACUGGGAAAGGGGCAGAAUUAGCACUCUCCAUGAUCACCUUCCUGCCAGAAGUAGUGGCUGCUGUCAGUAUCUCCGGCUGUAGUUCAAACACAGUAGCAGACCUCCAUUAUGGCGAGAUGACUCUGCCUGGGCUGCGUUUUGAUAUGAAUAAGGUCAGUGUUUCUGACGCUGGUGUAUUUGACACUUUUGAAGCUCUGGAUGACCCAACGAAUCCUGCUAAUUCUCCUUCCACGAUCCCCAUUGAAAAAGCAGAAGGUCACUUUCUCUUAGUGGUAGGGGAAGAUGAUCGUAUGUGGAAGAGCUCCUUAUAUGCUGAGCUGGCAAUCGGGCGUCUGCGCCAGCACGGGAAAGAAAACUUUGAACUCUUGAGUUACCCAGGAGCAGGUCACAGAAUUGAUCCUCCUUCUACUCCAUUCUGUCAGGUAGCUAUGGAUCGUGUUCUGGGGGUGCCUGUUCUUGGGGGUGGAGAGAGCAAAGCACAUGCCCAUGCACAGGAACACUCCUGGGGAAAGAUUCAGGAGUUUCUGCACUUGCAUUUGGGAUGAACACUUAAGCACCUGCAAGCUGUUGCAGAACUGCAGAGGACUGAGCUUGAGCCACCAAAAUGACUGGUGAAUUGGAGGGACCGACUGAGAAAAGCUUUGAAAUAUGAAAUAACCAAAUGACUACUUAGCUACAAGUAUAAAUCCAAAAAGAAAGGGGCUUAGUUGGACUAGCCUAAGUUAUUUCAACUAGGAACACAGA